GUGUAGGAUGGACCGAUGGCACGGCAGGGUGGCCGUGGUGACCGGAGCGAGCUCCAACACCGGCGCUGCGAUCAUCAGGGCACUGGUCACUGGCGGGAUGACCGUGGUGGCCGUGGCUCGCAGAGACACCCGUAUACAGGUCCGUAUGCAGGAGCUAGUUGACGAGCUGAAGGAUAGCAGUGGCAAGUUGUACCCAGUGAAGGCUGACGUCACGAAGGAGGAGGAUGUGACGGCCGCCUUCCGUUGGAUCGAGCGCAACGUCGGUGGAGUGGACGUGCUGGUGAACAAUGCUGAUAUAUCGAUCAGCACUCAUGUCGCUGAUGGGCGUAUGUCAGAGUGGAGACGUAUGUUUGACCUGAACGUCAUCGCCCUAGGCUCAUGCUGCAGGGAGGCCAUCGCGUCCAUGCGUGCCCGCAGGAUACCAGACGGCCAGAUCAUCAAUGUCAACAAUCUGUCAAUUCAUCGGGUGUCCCCGUUCCCACUGGGCAGCUUCGUGUACUGCGCCUCCAAGAGAGCCGCAAGGGUAUUGACCGAGGGUCUACGUAGGGAAUUGGCUGCCACCAGGUCCAAGAUCAAAGUCACGUGUGUAAGCACCAGUGUGUCGGACCCCCAGCUCGUCGAGGUGGUCGGCUGGAACGAAGAUGUUUACCUCAACAAAGUGUUCUUCCACUCCAAGGACAUAGCUGACACUGUCAUCUUCGUGCUGUCCGCCCCACCCAACGUCCAGAAAGAAAAUAAAGCUCAAGCCACUACAACGAUCGUGGGACCAAAGCGACCAGUGUAACUCCCAAGUGAACACAAGUCAAUGAAGUAUUGCUGUAAUGGACCAAUGGGAGAAACGCCUUGAAUCUCACUGUUUUAUAAAAGGUGUAAAAUUGUCAAUCAUAUUUAAACUAAUUGUUAUUAUUAUUGGAGAAAAGUAUGCCACGUAUCAUACCAAUAAUGUGGUAUAUUGUAGAAUAAACUGUAGCGUUUGCCAUGAAAAAAACACUUAUAAAAAAAAUUUGUUACUCAAUGUACACAUGCAAAUGAUUACUGAAAGUAGGCCUUGCUUUGGGUAAUAAUAAUAGUAAUUGCAAUUAAUACGAGCCUUUAAUUGAAAUCAUUGAAAGUUUGAUUUAAAUUUAAAAAGUGAAAUUUACCUGUGCUAGCAUUUAUUCAAUCUAGUUUUUAUCUAGCACUUUUAUUGCUUAAAUGAUUUUCAGUCAAAUGAUCUCCACAAAAAAGAUUAUAUCUAGCGGAAUGCUGCAAAUAUGAGUUGUAUACGAAAGUUUUCCGAAGUUCCUAUAUACCAAUGGAUCUGUGAUAAUGAAAGUCAGUGUGGUGUUUAUCCAAAUCCAGUAAUUAUUCAGUUUAAAACAAAACAGGACAUACAAUAAGUUUAUAUUAUUUUAAUAAGAGUAAAAGUAGAAUUACAAUAUGUACAUCAUAUUCUAUUUUUCUGUUCUACAUGUCGUAUCAAAGUACAGUGCUUUAAAUUGUUUUUCUUUACGUAAUAAUAGAAAUAAUAUGAACGUCAAUUGAACAUAAUGUACAUUAUCGGUUGGGUAAGGAAAGGACCAUGAUUUUUAUGUAGCUUGGUUAGUCAAACCAUAGACAAAACAAUAAAUAUAGACCGACAGCAGUGCUGCGGUUAGCUUAAGUUCUGGCGACCACCGCUAGGAGUGCCGUGUAGUUACGGCGCACACCGCUGCAGCUUCUGCUGGUAAAAAAUUCUAACUGUUUAUAUAAUAUUCCUCACUGCCAUCAGUAAUAAUGUAAAUAUUAAUUAUUUAUAAAUUUACGCAACAAAUUAAAUAACAUUUUAUGUUUUUUUUGUUUGAAGUUCAUUGUUGGUGAUGGCGAGUUAAUGUUGUUCAAAGGUUUAUUGCGGACAUUUUCCAUCACGAAAGUAAAAAACAUUUUUUUUUUUUACUUUCGUGAUGGAAAAUGUCCGCAAUAAACCUUUGAACAACAUUUUAUGUUUUACUGCUAAGAUGAGUAGUAGGCUGUUAGUAUAUUGUAUGAGUAAAAUAAGUAGUUUUAAUUUUGCGCAUUGUCUAAACUGUACCAUGUCAUUAAAAGUGUCAACAUGUUAGUAAAGGUUUCAUCAGCUUAAAAAUAAACUAGUUUGCUGUGUC
Macrosteles quadrilineatus (aster leafhopper) is the source of this 2120-nucleotide messenger RNA. RefSeq names its product dehydrogenase/reductase SDR family member 11-like. The record is from RefSeq and is a predicted model, not a curated record. Gene Ontology annotation, molecular function: oxidoreductase activity. NCBI's taxonomy places the organism in Eukaryota, Metazoa, Arthropoda, Insecta, Hemiptera, Cicadellidae. The transcript has 7 exons. Bases 8 to 784 code for a protein of 258 amino acids.